CACUGUAAACAACACAAAUAAUGGUCGUACUUCAAAACUUUCCGAUUAAGAUAAUGCUGGAAAAUGUCAAACUUUUCAAUGGAAAUGUCAGAUUGAACCUGCCAUCACUUGGUGUUGCCUAGGCCAGAAACUUAAAUAGCAGCCCUCAACUUUCCCCAACAGCAAUAGCCACGUCAUCAGCACAACCGACCGUUUUUAUACACUUUUCUUCCAGAACAACAUGUAAUGGAAAUAGAGGACACUGUCCACCUCCCUGAGGUGUUCAUCUGCUGAUCCAUCGUUUAAGUUCUACCGUUCUUAAGCCUGUAAACAAAAUACAGCUCAAUGGCCUCCCGGCAUUUGCUAUUGGCCUUUCUUGGUUUUUUCUGGUUUACAUUGGAACUAGCCGGGGCUAAUCCCUUAAAAGUAGCAGAAAGUGAAGUGGCCACAGAGUUCAUCAUUUUACACAACAACGAUAUUCAUGCCAGAUUUGAGGAGACAAGUGCUAGCAGCGAGAAAUGUACUCAGGAAUUGGCUAAGGCUAAUAAAUGUUAUGGUGGUAUUGCCAGAGUGGCACAUGUAAUCCGAAAACAUCGCCAGGAUGCCAAAAACGGUGGCAUUCCCACAUUAUAUUUGAAUGCUGGUGAUACUGCCACUGGAACGCCUUGGUAUUAUUUAUUCAGGGAUGAUAUAGCAUCGUCUUUUCUAAACAUACUUCAACCAGAUGCUGUGGCCUUGGGAAAUCAUGAAUUUGAUGGUGGUAUACCUGGUUUAUUGCCAUUCUUGGAGAAAGUCCAAUUCCCUAUAGUAGCUGCAAAUUUAAAUCUCUCCAUGGUGCCCGAAAUGAAAAACAACAAAAAUCUCUACAGUUCCAUGGUCUUGGAUGUUAAUGGUGUCCAUGUGGGAGUUAUAGGCUAUGUGACUCCAGAUACUUUAAAUAAAACCAUGACCAAGGUUAAUAUAUUUACAGAAGAAAUUCAGGCCAUUAACAAAGAAGCUGAUACUUUGAAAUCCAUGGGCAUUAACAUCAUCAUUGCCUUGGGCCAUUCGGGUUUCGAGAAGGACCAAGAAAUUGCCUUGAAAUGCAAAGAUGUCGACUUGGUGGUGGGAGGUCAUACCAAUACCUUUUUAUAUAAUGGCGAUCAACCUGACAUGGAGCGCAUUGUGGGACCUUAUCCCACUGUGGUGACUCAAGAGAGUGGUAAAUUGGUGCCCAUAGUGCAAGCCUAUGCCUAUACCAAAUAUUUGGGGAAGCUACAUGUCAAGUUCGAUCAGGAUGGCAAUCUUUUGGAAUUUGCAGGUAAUCCCAUUAUCCUCAAUGCCGAAGUACCACAGGAGGAGGAUGUCUUACAAUUGCUGGAUGUCUAUCGCCCCAAAGUCAAUGAAUUAGAGGCUGAUAUUGUUGGCCACACCAAGGUACAUUUGGAGGGCCGUCGUUCCAUAUGUCGCAAACAAGAAUGCAAUAUGGGCAAUCUGAUAACUGAUGCUAUGGUCUAUGCGAGAAUUUUAGAAGAUUUUGGUGGAGCCUAUUGGACGGAUGCUGCUAUAGCCUUUAUGCAAGGUGGAGCUAUUCGCAGUUCGAUUGAAAAACGUUCAGAUGGCUCAGUUCUCGCCAUUGAUGUGGCCUCGGUGAUGCCGUUUAAAAAUGAUUUAUAUGUCAGCCAAAUAAGUGGCGACUCUUUGCUGGAUGUCCUUGAACAUUCUGCCUCUAUGCGUGAAACUGAAUCCAAAGGUGGAUUUCUUCAAAUGUCUGGAAUCCAUGUAACCUAUGAUUAUAAUAAGCCCAUAGGCAGUCGGGUGUCUAAGGCAAAAAUCCUAUGCUCCAGCUGUGAUACACCCUCAUAUGAAGACCUGCGUAAGGAUCACAUGUAUAAUGUUAUAGUUCCAUACUACUUGAUGAAUGGUGGAGAUGGCUACAAAUUUGUGGAGGAUAAUGGUCAAAAGCCUCAUCGCAUGCAAAUUAAAGAUACUGCAGCCCUUGUGCAAUACCUAAAGAAGCACGAGUUUGUAUAUCCUGUGGAAGAGGGAAGAAUAACAAUUAUACAAAAGCGGGAUGAAGGAUCCUAGGUAUUAACUUUCGGCACAAAUUUUCUAUAAAGAAUAAAUUUUAUAUAUAAUAAAAUCAUAAAAAAAAUCUAUAAGAUCCCCCAUAAAAGAA
Messenger RNA from Stomoxys calcitrans (stable fly), 2137 nucleotides. RefSeq names its product protein 5NUC. The transcript has 7 exons. The coding region runs from base 325 to 2046 and encodes 573 amino acids. The record is from RefSeq and is a predicted model, not a curated record. Gene Ontology annotation, biological process: AMP catabolic process. Lineage: Eukaryota; Metazoa; Arthropoda; Insecta; Diptera; Muscidae. Gene Ontology annotation, cellular component: plasma membrane. Gene Ontology annotation, molecular function: metal ion binding; nucleotide binding; 5'-nucleotidase activity.